AUGUUCAGUUACGUUUUUUUUUCAGAAUCUUCUGCAUCCAAAAAAUUAAAAUUCAGUGAUAGCGGUGCUUUUUAUGGAUACGAUAGGGGUGCAACGACCGAGACGAAACGAAUUGUCAAAUCGACAUUUAAUCCGGAUUAUUAUUCGACAGAAAAAUUUCGCAAUCAACGGCUUGUCGCUUGGCUUGGAAGUUUUGCGAUUUUUUUAAUAUAUUUUUUAAUUUUGAGAGAGCCAUCGGAUUUGGAUGAAAUAUUUAAUUCACCACCAGUUGAGCUAACAACUGGAAUUGAAAGGAAGGCUUUAAAAAAAGAAUUGGAGAAGGCGAAGAAGAGCGGUAAAGACACGAGAUUGCUCGAAGCUCAGUUAAGUUAUCUCGAUGUCAAGCACGAAGCUUUAAAAGCGAAAUUUGCUCAGAAUAAUUAA
This is a messenger RNA of Dracunculus medinensis (Guinea worm), 423 nucleotides long. The record is from the annotation of a GenBank genome assembly. NCBI's taxonomy places the organism in Eukaryota, Metazoa, Nematoda, Chromadorea, Rhabditida, Dracunculidae.